This is a messenger RNA of Leptidea sinapis, 1625 nucleotides long. Its product is annotated as apolipoprotein D-like. NCBI's taxonomy places the organism in Eukaryota, Metazoa, Arthropoda, Insecta, Lepidoptera, Pieridae. Gene Ontology annotation, molecular function: pigment binding. The coding region runs from base 107 to 895 and encodes 262 amino acids. The transcript has 6 exons. The record is from RefSeq and is a predicted model, not a curated record.
AUUGCCCAUGCCAUUGCCCAUCAGCCUUCACAGUACACAGUCUUGUGCUCUAUAAUUCUACAACCAGUUUUUAUUGAGCAGCGAAGAGAAACGGUUGUGUGUGACAAUGUUACGAUUAUUAGUGUUGGGAGCAUUAUGCAGUGGGGCGUUAUCCCACACUUACCACUUAGGAGCGUGCCCUGUUGUUGAGCCCAUGCCAGGCUUUGAUAUGAACCAGAUGUUGGGAGUAUGGUACGUGAUACAGAAGACGUCCACAGCCUCGCACUGCAUCACCUAUAACUUCACCAAAACUGAUGAGCCAGGAACCUAUGAGUUGGAACAAGUGUCACAGCAUUUUAUAUUAGGAUUGACACCGCUUAAGCACGACUAUAGAUACACCGGAGUGUUGACUGUUCCCGACCCAGCUGUUCCUGGAAGAAUGAAAGUGAAAUUCCCGUUAAGUGUUGCUGGAUCUGCAAGCUACACAAUACUGGCAACCGACUAUACCAAAUAUGCAGCAGUGUUUACAUGUCAAACUCUCACAUUCGCGCAUCGAAGAUCAGCCACAAUCCUCUCCAGGAGCAAGGAGCUCGAUAGAAUGUUUGUAGACAAAAUGCGUUCCAGGCUGUCAUCAUUUGGCGUGGAUCCUUACGAUUUGUCAAUCAUUUCCCAGUCCGAAUGUCCUAAACAUGCAAAUGGAACCGAGGGCGUCAAUAUAAAUAUUGAUCCAAAUACAUUCUCAUCUCAUAACAUCGGGGAAGCUGUGAGAAAGACUGGUGGUGUUAUCGCCGACGGUGUCGAAUACGUAGUAGAUGCUGGGAAAAAAGUUUAUCACAAAGUAGCUGAUAGCAAAGAAGAUUUAACAGAAAUGCCAAAUAGUCGUGAUAUGAAAGCAGACGCGGAAUGGUUGCCUUAAAUUAUCAUAGCAUAAAGUAAAAAAAUAGCAAUGUGUUUGCAAUACAUUUGUGCGAUAUUUAUAACAGCAUUUAGUAAUUGCGCCCUAGAUGUAAAUACUCAUAAGUGAAAGUUGAAAAGUUUUGCCAUUGAUACAAUAUGUUUUUGCUAUACUGCAAAUUUAUGUCGAUAAGCCUACAAAGCUGUGUUAUUAAUUUACAAUUUUUAUGUCUGUGUUAUUAAUUUGAAUAUUGAAUGUAAUUAAUUUUAAGUAUAAUUUUGAGUUGUUAAAUAGGUAAAAGGUAACUCGAUAAAAUGCAACUGUACAGAAGAAUCCAACAAAUACAAUUCCAUUUUUAAACCAUUUUAGGACGUAGUUCAAUAUAAAACUUUUGCUAAAAUACACGUUUGCACGUAUUUUAUGCUUAGCAAGGUAUAGUUAAUUAAUUUUAAUAUUAAGUAAUUCUUAGAAUUUGUUCUUGAAAUAUCAUUCAAAUUAUCAUUCCCUUGUGAUACUUAUAAAAAAUACUAAAUUAUAUUAUUGUCUUACUUGCGUGUUGUAUUUUCUUGCCAGAAUUUGUUAGUCCAACGCAACAGCAAAGUAAUUGUACAUUUAGUGAUGGAUUCAUUUUGUAUGAGUUGACGCAUACAUUAAUACAUUAUAUUACAUGAAUACUCAUUUUUACAAAUAGUCUUUAUUGGUACUAUGCAGUAUACAUACUUAUGAAAUUAAAAUAAACUUAUGUAGAAUA